Molecule: messenger RNA, 1703 nt
Organism: Oryctolagus cuniculus (rabbit)
Lineage: Eukaryota; Metazoa; Chordata; Mammalia; Lagomorpha; Leporidae
Gene: PLA2G12A
Product: phospholipase A2 group XIIA
Biological process (GO): lipid catabolic process; arachidonate secretion; phospholipid metabolic process
Cellular component (GO): extracellular region
Molecular function (GO): calcium ion binding; A2-type glycerophospholipase activity
Source: RefSeq, a predicted model, not a curated record
GCAGCGCCGGACGCGCGCCUAGGUGAGCGGGAGCAGGCGCCGCCUCCGCCUGCCCGCCGCUGCCGUGCUGAGGCGGCGGUGAGGGCGCGUCAGCCAGCCAGGAAGGAGGCGUGGGCAUGGAGGCGGCGGCGGAGCCCAGGGCUGGAGCCGCUGCCUAGGGCGCCCCGGGGCCUCUGUGGGAGCGCGCUCUGCGCCGCGGCUCCGGGGGCACGGGGGACCAGCGGGGACCCGGCGCCGUGCGGAUGGCCUCGCUCGCGCUCCUGCUCCUCCUGGUGGCCGCUGUGGCCUCCCAGGAGCAGGCCCAGACCACCGACUGGCGGGCCACCCUGAAGACCAUCAGGAACGGCGUCCACAAGAUAGACACGUACCUGAACGCCGCCCUGGACCUCCUGGGAGGCGAGGAUGGGCUGUGCCAGUACAAGUGCCGUGACGGAUCUAAGCCAUUCCCACGUUAUGGUUAUAAACCCUCCCCACCAAAUGGAUGUGGUUCUCCAUUGUUUGGUGUUCAUCUUAACAUUGGCAUCCCUUCCCUGACAAAGUGCUGCAACCAACAUGAUAGGUGCUAUGAGACAUGUGGCAAAAGCAAGAACGACUGUGAUGAGGAGUUCCAGUAUUGCCUCUCCAAAAUUUGCCGAGACGUGCAGAAAACACUAGGACUAGCUCAGCAUGUUCAGGCGUGUGAAACAACAGUGGAGCUCCUGUUUGACAGCGUCAUACACUUGGGCUGUAAACCAUACCUGGACAGCCAGCGAGCUGCAUGCACAUGUCGCUAUGAAGAAAAAACCGACCUUUAAAGAAGAUGCUGACAGCUGGUGACAGUUGAGGAUGGACGAGAUAACCUCGAGCAAAGAAGCAGUGUUUAUACGGCAUGAAGAUGUCAUUUUUGUAUGUGAAAGGAAUAAGACUUUACAGGACUUUAUAUUUUGAUGUUAAAACAUCAAGUGAAAAAAAUGGGGUUGUGAAGAGGACAUGCCUGCCUUCCCAGGUAUCGUCCUGGUCAUUGUUGCCUUUGUGUGCCAGAUGCCUUGGUCAGUCUCAAAAACAGGUGUAUGUUAAGGAGAAAAUUUUUGGAAAGAAGAGUGUGUAACAAUUUUUGCAACCACAUUUACAAAAAAAAUAGAUCAAAUUUAAAAUCCAUUAUAAGGUCUGUUCAAUAUUAUCUGAUUUGGAACUACGGGAAAUCUUGGUUUACUAUGAAAUUUUAAAUACACAUUUAUGCCUGGAAAAGACUGAGUUUAUUUUUCCUCUGUUUUAAUUAUACAUAAUGGAUUGCCAUUUCUCUGUAGCCCAUUGAGCCAAUGAGUAAGUCACACUUCCUUUAGGCCUAGUUAUAAGGACAGGUUUCCAUGUCUGUUUUUCUUGUAAAAUUGGAAUCUCUGGUGGCAGUCUCUAGGGGCAAACCCAGGAUACCCAAGUAGAAAGGUAAUAGAAGGUGAGGUGAACAGGUUCAGAAGUACAGCCACUCCCAUUUUAUGAACCACUUGCGUGACAAAUGUCAUCUUUUGCUGUAUCCUCUGCCUAAAUUAGAGAAAAAAACGGGCUUUAUGUUUUAACAUAACACACAUUACAGCACUUACGUGCUUGUAUGCUUUGAUGUUUAUUUUCUAGCAAGUGUUCCUCCUAGUAGAUUCAGGGAGAUUUUUAAGACUGUAACAUUUUAACCAGUUGUGGUAUGAAUAAAAAUUAUUCUCGUUCUUUUUUAA